Scophthalmus maximus (turbot) is the source of this 9248-nucleotide messenger RNA. RefSeq names its product Gse1 coiled-coil protein b (gene gse1b). The transcript has 17 exons. The coding region runs from base 329 to 6715 and encodes 2128 amino acids. NCBI's taxonomy places the organism in Eukaryota, Metazoa, Chordata, Actinopteri, Pleuronectiformes, Scophthalmidae. The record is from RefSeq and is a predicted model, not a curated record.
CGCUGCGUACAGUGAGCGCGAGUUUGCAGAGCGGAGGCAAGAAAGUUCCGCCGGAGAGGCGACCCGCGACCCCGGCUGCUCCUGGCGCGUCACCCGCGGGCUUCCAGUGCGAACACGCGGACCGCGGACUCCGAGUGACGCGGGACUCGCGCGCUGCCUCGCGGAGGUUCUGAGCGGACUCCUGGCCGGUUCCAAUGGACUGUGGUCCGUCUCACCAGCCGGCGGGGAACUCGGACUGAAGUUGGGUCGCACGACAUGGCAGCUGAGCGCGCGUGGCUUCGCCGCUGACGUUAUGUCACGUCGCCUCGUGUGCGCGGUUUGAAACACAAUGAACUCCCCUCGUGACACGGACCUGGCGACCUUCUCUCGGAACCGCCGUCUCAUGGCCGCGGCUAUGCCCGGUGAGGACAGCCCGUCGCCCGGCAACCCUCCCAGGACCGACCGGAACGGACUCGGGGGACUCGUUCAUUGUUUCAUAUGCGGCGGCGGAGUUACACCGGGGAAGGAAUUACGGCUGCAAGUGACGUACCAAAAGGAGAGGGUUUCCUUUUUCCCCUUUCUGCAGAACCAGGAGCCGGCCCCGGGUGCGUGUGAAGUGAGCCCGGACGGCGACGCGCUGGUGUGCGCCGUGUGCCACUGUUUCCUGACGGAGCAGUGGAACUCCUUCGAGCGGAGCAGGACGCCCAUCGAGAAGCGCAUGUACUGGCUGAAGAGACCCUACCAGUGCGACUCCCGGCGGGUCCCGCAGGAGUGGAACCUCUCGUAUGACCUGGAGAGGAGGAUCAGCGUCGGCAGCCAGAACUACGACGGGGGCGCGGACUCGGAUUUCUCCUCAUUCUCCGACAACGACAACAUGUCCGACCAGGAGAUGGAUGUGGUCGACGGGGCCAGUGUGGGCAAAGACAAGUGCCCGCGGGCGCCUGGCAAGUCGCCGAGGGACGGUUGCAGGAGAAACAAUGCCAUCAGUGUCAAAAGCAGCCCAGACUCGCAGCAUGCCAUGCGGUGCCCGGUGGGUGUUUACGCGGCGCAGAGAUCUCCGAAAGCGGAGAGCCUCCCCCCGGCGAGGCGCGGUGCUAAGGCGAUGAGUAGUGUCUGUCAGUCGUCAGAGUAUCUGGCGAAGAGCCAGGAGAGGUUCCCCCGGCGAUGCUACGACGGGCCUCUCUCCGACGCACCUGUGCAGGACAACGGGGUCAUCAUGCGCAACAGGCGGUGGCUGGAGGAGGGGACCGGCCGACGCGCGGAGCCGCGUCAGACGCAGCGCGGUGCCGGCGGCAGCUGUGCUCCCCCCGGACCCCCGCCGCUGUUCUACCGGGGACCGGCCGGGGAGCACGCCAGCGCCAGCGCCACUGCCACCUCUCGGUGUGACACAACCAGGGGGAGUGACUCUGACAACUCUGACGAAGAUGAGAUCAACAUAACAAGUGAUGAUGACAGGGACAUGUGUGACAGUAAAACAGGCCCAGCAACUCACCCGAGCUCUGCCAGAGGCCUUCCGGCGAGAAGGAUGGCCCAGGAGCACAGCACUGCUGCGCCCAGGCCAGAAGAGUGUGUGUGCUACAUCUGUGGCACUGGGCUCAAACACGAUGAGCGUUUUCAAGUCAGUGUUCAGAAACAGGAGAGAGCGCAGGGUGAGCCCUUCUUCCCCUUCCUGUGGCUUCACUCCCCUCCCCGCGGUGCGGUACCCAUCAGUUUGGCAGGUACAACCCUGGUUUGUGGAAGCUGUCACAGCUCCCUCAUGCAGCAGUGGCAGAGCUUCCAGCUUGCAGAUGUGCCGGUCCUCCAGCGUCUCUAUGUGGUCCCCCUCAACCAGACCCCCGGUUCUGUCCGUCCUCCCCAGGAGGGGAAACCCCUAGAGCCCGUGGAGUACACACUCAAACCCAAGGCUUCCCACGAGGCCUGCUACCUCUGUGGUCAGGAGUGUGGAGGAGAUAUGAGAGUAGCAUAUGCACAGGCUGGUGUUGGCAAAUCCCGUGGUGUGAUGUAUUUUCCCUUCAUCAACAUGUUGCCUUGCCCACCUACCGCCCAGGGGCUGAUUGAUGGUCGUGUACACUGCUGCCCACAGUGCCAUUUAAUCCUGGAGGAGAUCUGGGGGGCCUAUCGACUCAGCCUCAGUGAAGACCUCAUCACGUCUGUCAGCUCCUUCCUGGUCAGGUACCACACUGCCGUGGCCAUCGAGGGGUCUGAACCAGCCCGUUCCCAGACAGGUGUGGCCUCUCGCCCUGGCAGCUCUGUGUCAGUGUGUUACCUGUGUGGAGCUGAGCUGUUUGCAGGGGGAGAAUACCAGCUGCAUGUCAACCCCCCUGGUCGCUGUGGGGAGAGGGAGCCUUUCUUCCCUUUUCUUACCGUCCACCCUCCCGCUCCCCGGGCCAAACCAGUUGACGCCACUGGCCUGGUGUCAGCUUGUAACCUCUGCUACCAUGACCUGCGUGCCCAGUGGUCCCUGCAUGAGAGCAGGGGCCAGGGGCCCUCCACCCCUUCUACCUCUAGCUUUCCCAGUGCCAACCCCCAGCUCCCCAGCUCACCCUGGGCCCGGCAGUACAGCUGUGAGGCUUUCGUUUGUUUCUUCUGCAGGCAGGAGCAGCGCAGGCAAGGUAGGCUAUGCGCUGUCACUAUGGCCAGGCUGCCUGUGUUCCUGUAUGCCCCUCGCAGCACACGCACACUCCUGGUGGAUGAUGGAAAGAGGCUGGUGAUUGGCUCAUGUGUGGAAUGUAAGGCCAUGGUGCAGGUGGGACAGAGAAUGCAACAGGAGAGGGACAGACUGGGACAUGGAUCCUCGGACGAGGAGAGGAGAGAACCAGAAUCAGCCUCGACACGCUCUCGACAUAAGGCUACUGCUCUGAUUCAGGGUUCGACUGGAACCAGUAAGGAGGUGGACCUGGCUGCGGGGCCUUCACAACCUGCAGGGGACCACACUCCUUCUCGCCAAGUGACCUUGGAGCCGGAGAAAACUGACCAAGCUGACCGCCCACUUCCCAGCAUGAGCCAUGAGCCAAAGUCACCAUCAUUAGGAAUGAUCUCCACGGCAACCCGUACCACGGCGACGGUCAGCCCCCUCACCCCGUCACCUCUCAACGGUUCUAUUGUAGCCAAUGGAAGCCCAGCUACGCAGUCUGCUCACUCUGGAUUCGCUGCAGCCCUCCGUAAACUGGCAAAACAGGCUGAAGAACCUCGAGCUGCCUCCUCCAUCAGCAGUGAGUCCUCUCCAGUGUCCUCCCCGGCCACCAACCACAGCUCUCCAGUCAGUACACCCAAAAGGGGCCCCCUCGGUCCAGGGCCUGUCCUGGUUCCCCCGGCGGGCCACAGCGUGCCAAACACUCCACCCGUAGUCACCAUUGCUCCAACAAAGACUAGCAACGGCCUCUGGAGGACCGAGGGACGCCAGACUGACUCAGGGCCUCGUGGGGCCAGCAGGGAACGUUUGGGUGCUGAGGGGACCCUCCCCCAGGAAAAGGGUGGCCCCUCUGUCCCUGCCCACCUCCUGGGAAACCCCUAUGCCUUUGGUCUCACCCCCGGUGCUGUCAUGCAGGAUUCACGUUUCCAGCCCCUCAAUCUCCCCAGACAGUUGACUAAUGCAAUGCCCCCCGGUGCUGUACCAGAAGAGUAUCUCCGUGGUUUCCGGCCCUAUGCCACGGCUGAGGAUGCCCUCCGUAUGCCCUCUUUGCCCAUGGGCCUGGACCCUGCCACUGCAGCCGCCGCAGCUGCCUAUUAUCACCCCAGCUACCUGCCCCAUCCCUCAUUCACACCAUACAGGAUGGACGACCCAUUCUGCCUUUCUGCUUUGAGGUCACCUUUCUAUCAGCUGCCAGCAGGGGGAGCUUUACCCCCCAUCCAUCCCUCUGCUGUUCACAUGCACCUACAAGGCGUCCGCUACCCUGGAGAUUUCACGCACCCUUCACUGUCAGCACUUCAGUCUGAGAGGCUUCAGCUGGAGGAUGAGCUGCGGCAAAGAGAGAGGGAGCGUGAACGAGAGCGUGAAAAGGAGAGGGAGCGCGAGGCAGAGAGAGAGAAAGAGCGGGAGAGAGAACGAGAGAGGGAGAGAGAGCGGGAGAAAGAGCUGGAGAGGGAGAGGGAGAGAGAGCGAGAGAGAGAAAGGGAGCGUGAGAGGGAACGGGAGAGGGAGAGAGAAAGAGAGAAGGAACUGGAGAGGCAGAAGGAGAGAGCGCUGAGGGAGAAGGAGCUACAGGCGUCCAAGGCCAUGGAGAGCCAUUAUCUGGCUGAGCUCCAUGCAAUUAGAGGGCAGGAAGACCGAACCAAGCCUGAGAGACUCACCCCCAAUCGGGCUGAUAAAACCAAAGAGCCCGCCCUUCCAGCUCCCAAACCAGUCCCACCAGGACUGCACUCUACAAUGGUCCAAUCACAUCAUCCCAUCCCUGGUUUAGUCUCAGGCCACGGUCUCUACUUGGGACCUGGUGCGUUGGGGACGGGGCUCCCGGCCUCAAUGAUGGGUCCGAGGAACAAUGAGGAGGAGAGGUGGUUGGCACGGCAACGCAAGCUGCGGCAGGAGAAAGAGGACCGUCAGUACCAGGUGUCUGAAUUCCGUCAGCAGGUUUUGGAGCAGCACUUGGACUUAGGCCGGCCGGGUGACGCACCAGAUCACAGGACAGACCCACACAGAUCUAUAACAAAUCACCAUGAACCAGGAAGCCGGGACCUCCACCCUCUCUUAGGCGCCCCUCCACCCCUCAUCUCCCCAAAACCCCCACAGCCACCACGUGAACACCACCACACGCCUCCCACCACCCUGUGGAACCCUGCAUCUCUUAUAGAAACAACCUCAGAUUCCAGACGUAGCCAUGAGCCCUCAGGGAUGGGACACUAUGACCUAAGUCGCCUGCCCCCGGGGCCCUUGAAAUUUGAGGAUGGAGCCCGAAGGAGAGAUGGGGCAUCAAUGGAAAAGUAUCCCCCUCUUAGAGGUCCUCCAGGCCUGACAGAGCCCAGCACAUUCCUUGCUGAUCUGGAGAAAUCCACCCAGUCCUUCUUCAGCCAGCAGAGGUCAUCACUGUCCCUGUCCAGCCAGUACGAGCUGGAGGGAGUUGUGAAAAGCAAUGCUGGACUAAAGAGCUUCCAGGGACACCACGGGCACAACAGACAUGGACAAGGGCCCGGAGUGAUUGCUGGGCCAGGGAUGGGACAGGUAGCUACACUGGGAAUGGGCCCAGACACGAUGCUCAUCUAUGAUGAGUACCUUCAGCAGCACCGAAGGCCAAUCAGCAAGCUGGACCUGGAGGAGAAGAGGAGAAGGGAGGCUAGGGAGAAAGGUUACUACUAUGAGCUGGAUGACUCAUAUGAUGAGAGUGAUGAGGAGGAGGUGAGAGCCCAUCUCAGGAGAGUAGCAGAGCAGCCCCCACUCAAACUGGAUGACUCCUCUGAGAAAUUGGACUUUCUGGGAGUGUUUGCCCUGACCACAGUGGGCCGGCGGGAUGAGCUGGUGCAGCAGAAGAGAAGGAAGAGGAGGAGGAUGCUCAGGGAGCGCAGCCCCUCUCCACCUGCUUUGCAAUCAAAACGCACUCCUCCUCCUCCUCCUCCUCAACUCAGCACGCGCUUCACCCCGGAGGACAUGGACCGAGCACCAGAGCUGGAGGACAAGAAGCGGUUCCUCACCAUGUUCAGACUGUCCCAUGUCACUGUGCAGCAGAGAAAAGAUAAUGAAAAGGUGGAGGAAAUGCUUCAGGCCAUUAAGGAAAAGAGUGUAACCCUGGAUACCAUCAGACAUGCCCCUCAUCCGCUGUGUAAGAGCCCUUCAGCACAGAUCUCUGAUUCUGCCUUUGCCCAGCCUCCCUCUGAAUCAGAGGACCACAACAAUGUCAGACCACAGAGCCCCUCCUCUCAUUGUCCAGCGUCCCCCAUUGGCCAUCCAAAACCCCUUGGGGAAACAUUAAGACCAAAGGAACCCCCUUCUCCAGCUGUCUACCCAGACAAGGCCCGGGGGCCCAGUGAAGCACCGAUCCCUAAGAGGAGCUCCAGUUUGCUGAACAGCUUGCGGCCCCCACUCCCCCAUCAGGCAAAGGAGGGCCUUCACAGCGUUAAUGGACGCACCAAACCCUGGGACAGCUUCACCCCGGAAGAAUUUGCCCAGCAGUUCCAUGAAUCUGUGCUUCAGUCCACUCAGAAGGCGCUGCAGAAACACAAAGGUGGAGCCACAGGGAUGUCAGAGUCGUCCCAACUCCAGGAGUCGUCUGUUCACUACAACAUUCCCGAGCUUCAGAGCAACCCAGGCCGACCACCGCCGGCGCAUUCACAGUCUCACUCAAAUGCACAUUCGUUUCCGCACCCGCUUGCACACUCUCACCCUCAGCCCAACGGGCAGCACUUCUCAGUACCGCUGCAACGGGAGGCCUCAGGGACGAGAGAGGACCUGUCUGGUCUAGAGGACUCCGAGGAAGAAGAGGAUGAGGAGGAAGAGGAGGGUCCUGCUUCCAAGUGGCAGGGGAUUGAAACUAUAUUUGAAGCUUAUCAGGAAUAUGUUGAAGAGCAAAGUCUUGAGCGACAAGUGUUGCAGAGCCAGUGUCGAAGACUAGAAGCUCAGAACUACAACCUCAGUCUGACUGCGGAGCAGCUGUCUCAUAGCAUGGGGGAGCUGAUGUCCCAGAGGCAGAAGCUAGCAGUGGAAAGGGAGAAGCUACAAGCAGAGCUGGAGCACUUCAGGAAGUGUUUGACAUUGCCACAGACACACUGGCCAAGAGGCGGUCAUUACAAGGGCUACCCUCCCAGGUGACCUGAUGGCUCCCAGGCCCUGGUCACCCCCCCUAUUCAGACUGAUACUCAGAGUUUAUUUUUUCAUAGCCUGGUCCAUGUGGCUCCACAGAGGAGAAUGUGGCAGGCUAGAUAAGAGGAAUGAAUGAAUGGAGUGAAUGGGUAGAUCAGUGCACGGGAGACGGGAACAUCCAGUGAAGGGCAGGUAGUCUUUGGAUUGUGGCCAGCCAGGGACUCCGCCACAAGCCACUAUCGUGUGCCAAUGUAGCCAAUCCUGAGAUGAGCGUGAGCAUAGGCCAGGAGCACCUGAAGAUCAACACAAACACACACAGGCACCUGUUUUUCACACAUUCUUCAGUCCCUGCUGCUCCAUUGUUCAGUCCCUGCAUCCCUCACUGCCACAUCCUCACAGACAAUCCUGCCAAUGAGGGAGCAGCUGCCCCAGGAGGGGCGCCGUCAAGAGACUUGAACGCUCCAAAUCUCCAAACGAAGGCUUCCGGCCCGUCGUGACUGAUUUUCAUCGCAGUGGCCACAUGAGCUUUUGAACUGGAAAUGCACUUAAGAAGUAAAGCUGAAGAACUACCUGGUGGUACUGAGUUACAACAAAGAACUGCUCAAAUUAGGGAAGAACUUAGAAAAUGCACAUUUUUUUUUUGGAAAGAAAUACGGAAAUGUUUUAUUUCGAAAUAGAAAAUUUCAGAAUAAGAAUUUUAAAAGGUUCUUCAGCCUUGUAUUGUAUAUAAUAUGAAGACUUAAAAGAAUUUUGUAUGUUUUUAUUACUUUAAUCAUUGUCCUUUUAAAAGAAAGCCUGCCAUUUUUAUAUGUUUAUGCUUUUUGGGUUGGAAAGAGAAAGCCUUGCUUUUAGUGUUUGUACUGCUGCUGGCCAGAACAGCUCAUUCUGAGACAUUUGACAGAGUGGGAGCAAACAGGAUACACUCCUCCUGGCACUGUGCAGCUGAGACCCAGCCACAGCCACCUCACCUGACCUCUGAGCUCAGCAAAGCUCACUCAGAGGUCCUGAGACAUGGCUCCUGCCCUUUCACCCCCCUUCACAGCAACAUGUCUGUUUGAAAAGCCCAUUUCAACUCCCUUCUGCCAGCCUCACGGCUGCUGGCAUGACUAGUUAGCUUGUGAUAUUCUCAUAGAGAAAUCCCUUGAGCCACUGACAUGUUUUUAUUUUUCUUUCUUGGGUCACUUCACUCACUCGUUGAGUUUUUUUCAAAGACAUGAAGAGUCUCUUAAGCAGCUGGCUGAUGAAACUGGUUCUUGAUGCUUUCUCCUACCAUUGGACCUUCACCCCACUUUGUUUGACAUCAUGUAGCAUUGGACUCAAAACACCAUGCCGGUUUGCUUUAAUGUAACGCCUUAUAAGAUCAAGCCCUUGACAGCAUUUACAAGAGGAUACAGUGCCAAAAUGAAAGACGAACGGUAGCAUCUUGGACUCUUGAUUUUAAACUGAGUUGAUAUUAGGUAGCCAAACAUUCAAACCAGGAUGGCCAACCUCCACAUCUAUAUACCUUUGACCCCCACUCCUCUCCUUCCUGCAUUUUCCCAUUUUUUUAGGACCCUUGCUACCCAAAGUUGCCAACAAGUUAUAAAUAAGACUGGGAAUCCAUACAAAGUUAAUUCAAACUGAGUAUAUCCUAGGGCAAAUAAAUUCAGAAAGGUUUCCUUUACCAGAUCUCAAACCUGUUUACAACCUGCUUGCCCUCCUCCUCGUCAGCACUGCCCUGAGAUUCUGACUGUUUUACACUGACUCUCUAUCCUAUAACUCACAUUGCCUCAGCCUUAUGGUUGUAUGUGCAAUUGGAGACCCAUCUGCACUGGGUAUAGAUUGUUGUAUUGAUUUUUGGUGGUGGGAGCAGUGAUUUCAGUAUUUCAAAGUAAAAGAAUAGGCUUUGAAAACCUGCAUAAAAUUAAUUGUUACAAAAGACACAAAAGACAUUUGAAGCACAAAUAUGUAAAGUAUAUGACUUACAAGUGCCUCAAGAAUUUGGGAGCAUGUGAAUGAAUUCAGUCCACAUGAUGGACAUUCUACACAUAACAUUAAAGAUGGGGGACAUUUUAUUUUGAAGUGUCUCCUUUCAGAUAUGUGCAAAUCAGGAAUGGGCACAGAAUUACUUUAUCUAUAAGCAUCUCCAAGAAACCAUUGAACCAUCAGCUCUUUUUAAUAAGAGGCCUGAGCCAGUUCCGAGGACCCGAGGGAUACAGUAUAGUCUGUCAUGUUCACAGAAGGACAGAGCCAAGAGCGCAGCCUUAGUAAAUGAAGGAGCACGCAUGCUGAGGGAAGCAGCCAAUCAGCUGGGGAAGAGGGUGUCGUACAUUAAGCCCCCCUACCCAGCAUCCCUGUGUCUCCAACCCGCGCACGCCCAUGCAAUAGCCCCAUUACUCAGUGGAGGAUGUCUAGAUGCUGUGAAAUCCUGUUUUUAAAAUGUACUUGUUUGAAUUCAUUGUAAUGUAAUAUAUUCUUUGUUGAAUGUAGUAAUUAGGUAUUUAUGAAUAUAUGGCUGUGAUUUCAGACAAAAAAGAAAAUAAAAUAUUUCAAAAAUGUUAAA